AUGCCUGUUGCCUGUGCCUGUUUUCACUUGGUGCCUCACAAAAUGACUUGGGAUGAUGCCCAAAAAUACUGCAGAGCGAACCAUACUGACCUGGCCAUUUUCAGAACUGAGAGCGAGUAUGAGGCACUGGAGAAUCCAUGUGGAUUGGAUAAAUACUGCUGGAUCGGUCUCCACAGAGAUGAUACAAAUGCUGCUGUUUGGAACUGGGCUAAUGGAGAAGAAGUCAGCUUUACAAGCUGGGCCACAAAUGAACCUAAUGACCUUUGGAGGAAUGAGAAUUGUACUGUCAUGGAAAACAAACUUUGGAUUGAUAUACCCUGUCAUAUCAAAUUUGAAAGUUUGUGCUCUGAGGAUGAUCUGAUCUUAGUGAAAGAAGAGAAGACAUGGGAGGAGGCUCUGGAACACUGCAGGACUCUUCAAACUGACCCUGAUUCAAAAGACACACACUUCAACCAUCUCUACGACCUUCCACACAUGCAUGCUGAACAUAACAACCGAUAUGUCAAAGACUUGAUCCAAAAUGCCCAAACAAAGGAGGUGUGGAUAGGUCUACGUUUCCUGGCAGGAAACUGGCUGUGGGUGAAUGGCUUCCCUCUGGAGGAACAACUGCUGGUCUGCCCUAAACCCAAGAUGAACUGUGGGACAAUGUCGAAGACAGGAACUCGUUUGUUCAGAGACUGUUCAGGGAGGAGGAAUUUUUUUUCAAGAAAUACAAGCCCCCUGGUCAACACCACCCUCAACAAAACCCUCAGCCACACCAUUCUCAGCAACCCCACCAUCGUCAAAGCCACUCUAAUCAAGCCUACCCACAGCCAUUUCAAUCUUCAGAUCUCCAGAAUCAUUCUUCAGUGA
Labrus mixtus (cuckoo wrasse) is the source of this 852-nucleotide messenger RNA. Its product is annotated as secretory phospholipase A2 receptor-like. NCBI's taxonomy places the organism in Eukaryota, Metazoa, Chordata, Actinopteri, Labriformes, Labridae. The coding region runs from base 1 to 852 and encodes 283 amino acids. The transcript is spliced from 4 exons. The record is from RefSeq and is a predicted model, not a curated record.